AUGAUCAAGCACAGACAAACGUUACAAGAUAAGGAGAAGCUACACUGUGAUAUUAAAAGAGUAAAAGAACAUUAUGCUGAAUAUGAACCAAUUUUAAGAUUAUUAAGACAAAAAUAUGAAACAGCAAUGAAAGAAAAAAUGUUACAUAGAAUUGAACGAGAUAGAGCUAUGAAUCAAGUUGAAGGACUUCGACAUGCUUUAACUUCAUUACAAAAAUUAGGUAUAACAUCUGAUGAUACAACAGAUAUUGAAAAUAUUGAUCUGGAUCAUAAAAUAACUGAGAAAAGAUUGAAAAAUACAAUAAACAGACAAAAUAAAAAUGAAAUGGAUCAAAAAUGUACAAAAAAUUAUGUAAGAUUAGAAAAGUUUAAUAUUCAAACUAAACUGGAUAAUAAUUUGAAAAGGAUUGGAUUUUGUGAUUUAUCUACAGAUUAUAAAGUGAAUCCAUUAUUGGCAAAACUAACAAAUCAUUCAUAUAAAUUUACAAGAUUAGAUAAUAGAAAAUUAGAUAUGAGUAUACGUGCUCAUAAUGCAGCUAUUAGCAAAUUAGCUAUUCAUUCAAAUAAAUCAUGGUUAUGUUCAGUUGGUGAUGAUAAAUUAUGGAAAUUGUGGAAAAUUCCUAAAUUAGAAUUAUUAAUGGAAUAUAAAUUAAUAACAAAUGAUUGGAUAUCAUCAAUUGAUUUUCAUCCAAAAGAGGAGAUCUUAGCAACAGGAAAUGCUCAAGGUUCUAUUCAUAUAUGGAAAAUUGACCUUAUCGAUGACAAGAUAUCAGAACAGAAUCAUUGUAAACGUAUUGGUAUAUUACGUCAACAUACAGGAGCUGUUUGGUCUGUGAAUUGGCAUUGGACUGGUACGUAUUUAGCUAGUUGUGGUAUGGACAAUACAAUACGUCUAUGGAAUGUUGAACAUGCUAUCAUGUCAUUUAAAAUGAAUAAAGAUUUAUUAAGUACACGUUCUUCAACAUCAUGUUGUACAAUACUUAGAGGGCAUAGUAAAUCAGUGAAUUCUAUUCAAUUUUUGCCUUAUGGAAAUAUUUUAGUUACUGGUUCAUCAGAUAAAACAGUAUGUUUAUGGGAUGGUCGUUCGGGUUUAUGUGAGCAUACAUUUCUUGGUCAUACCCAUUCAAUCAAUUGUGCUAUAUUUAAUCAACAAGGUACCAACGUGAUAUCAUGUGACAGUGGUGGUUUUAUUCGAUUAUGGGAUCUUCGUAAAAUCAAUAAUUUCUCAUUUGAAACCAAUUUACCUACUAUAAAAAUGAAAAUGCACAGUAAUAAUAAUAAUAAUAAUAAUAAUAAUAAUAAUAAUAAUAAUAAUAAUAAUAAUAAUAUGGAGGUGAAUUGUUUACCAACUUGUUAUGAUUUGAAUAAAACUCGUAAAUUUGAUCGUAUCAAUCAUCAUCAACAUCUACAUCGUCAACAUUUAAAUCAUCGUCCAAAUCUUACACAUAUACAACAUAAAUUAUCAGAACAACGAAAUAAACUAGGAAUUAAUCAAUUAGUGAUUGAUUUAAAUAAUGAAUAUAUUGUUGCUGGUUGUGAUGAUUCUAAAAUUUAUUGUAUAGAAAUAUCAACUAGUCAAAUAUCUACAUUACAAGGACAUGAUGAUUCAGUUCAAUCAAUUGUAUUAGAUUAUGAAUCAGGAUAUUUAUAUUCAGCAUCCAGUGAUCAAAGGGUAUGUUCAUGGAUCUGA
Molecule: messenger RNA, 1689 nt
Organism: Schistosoma spindalis
Lineage: Eukaryota; Metazoa; Platyhelminthes; Trematoda; Strigeidida; Schistosomatidae
Source: the annotation of a GenBank genome assembly